CAUCAUGGAGGCAGCGCCCCGCAUGCGCCAACUUGGUACUGACGGUAACUCCAUUGUAGUUUACGCUUCUAUCAUACAUUACACCGCUCCUUGGCUUGCGCAACCUCAGAUUGUCGCGUUGCUAGCCCUUCUCCAGGGGCACUCAGACUGCAGGUCAAAGCACUUAGUUCAAGACAUACGCAUUUGCUAAGUACAUAGACUUUAUCGACAAUGGCGGCUUUCGUGCCGGUGAACCCGAAGCCGUUCUUGCAAGACCUGACCGGCAAGCAGGUCAUCGUCAAGCUUAAAUGGGGCAUGGAGUACAAGGGCUACCUGGUGUCCACGGACUCGUACAUGAACCUGCAGCUUGCGAGCACGGAGGAGUACAUUGACGGCCAGUUCACCGGCCAGCUCGGAGAGGUGCUCAUUCGUUGCAACAACGUGAUGUACUUACGAGGAGUGCCAGAGGAGGACGAGCCCAUGUCAUAGCGCUCGCGAUCGGCUUUGGCGGCAUUCAAGGUUGAGGCUGGUUUGUUUCGGACCCGAACGAACGUUUCGAGGGUUGGAAUGCUUGCGAAACUGCACCGUGGUAGAAGCACCAGGCCAUGGUUGCGGCCCGGUUGCGGUGGGAUGGUGGGGAUAGUCACCACCAACACGGCCAGGCACACGGGUGGGUGUCGCUGGUGACAGGUUCAAGCGACUGUGUGCGCCUGUUCACUCUGGUUGAUAAGUGGGAGGUAGGGGGAUUAAUCCAGGGUUCAGGGUUAUUGACUGGGGCAAUUGCAUGGUCGAAACAGAGUCUGGGCGCGUGCCCUGUGCUGCUAUGCUCAGUGCUUGUAACGUGUUCUGGUG
Messenger RNA from Chlamydomonas reinhardtii, 831 nucleotides. RefSeq lists its product as uncharacterized. The coding region runs from base 211 to 468 and encodes 85 amino acids. Gene Ontology annotation, molecular function: RNA binding. The transcript has a single exon. The record is from RefSeq and is a predicted model, not a curated record. Gene Ontology annotation, cellular component: catalytic step 2 spliceosome; U1 snRNP. Lineage: Eukaryota; Viridiplantae; Chlorophyta; Chlorophyceae; Chlamydomonadales; Chlamydomonadaceae. Gene Ontology annotation, biological process: mRNA splicing, via spliceosome; spliceosomal snRNP assembly.